Saccostrea cuccullata (small rock oyster) is the source of this 610-nucleotide messenger RNA. RefSeq names its product cerebellin-3-like. The record is from RefSeq and is a predicted model, not a curated record. Gene Ontology annotation, molecular function: protein binding. NCBI's taxonomy places the organism in Eukaryota, Metazoa, Mollusca, Bivalvia, Ostreida, Ostreidae. Bases 185 to 580 code for a protein of 131 amino acids. The transcript is spliced from 2 exons.
AUUUCAAAUUAAGUUUUUUCUUCGUGUUUGUCUAGCUUUGGUGGUGACGGUAUGCUGCGACUCUUCGGACUUGAGUGAACUUAAGGGGUAUAAUAGGUGUCUUAAAGAAAGAUUGAAGUUUUUGGAGUCGAAAGUUGAAUCCACUUGCACUGAGAGUUCACAAUCAUUUCAACGUGUGUCAUUUAUGGCGAAGGCUUCACACAAUAUAAAACCCGUCAUAGGGACUCUCACUUUUGACAACGUUCUCACCAAUAAGGGAGGAGCCUACAACGGCAAGACUGGUAUCUUUACCGCCCCCGUAUCCGGAACAUACUUCUUCGUGGUCACCGUGAGUAUGCCAACCCCAUCCCCCGCAAAUGGUAAGGACUACGUACAGAUGGAUAUUAUGAAGAACGGCAAAUCAUCCGGGUACUUGUUUAUCGGGACUCAAGGAUUAUGGAUCAAAAGAUCGGAAAAUACUUUAGUGGAGCUCUCAAAGGGGGACAAAGUAAACCUGAAAGUCAGAACCACGGGAAGUGGGUUUUCCAACAUUGCUGGAUACUAUUAUCACUCUCACUUCUCAGGAUUUUUAAUCAAUUGAAGCAUUUUUAUUUGUAUUAAUUGAAUAAAA